This is a messenger RNA of Anoplophora glabripennis (Asian longhorned beetle), 315 nucleotides long. RefSeq lists its product as uncharacterized. Gene Ontology annotation, cellular component: extracellular region. Gene Ontology annotation, molecular function: hormone activity. Bases 23 to 283 code for a protein of 86 amino acids. Lineage: Eukaryota; Metazoa; Arthropoda; Insecta; Coleoptera; Cerambycidae. The record is from RefSeq and is a predicted model, not a curated record. The transcript has 3 exons.
CAGUCUAAGUGUACCAGAAAGUAUGGUUCUAAGCAGCAGGUUGUCUGGGUUAUGUACCAUCAUCCUCCUGGUCUCUUGGCUUUGCAUUCAGACAUCUACUGCCCAAGUGACAUUUUCUACAGGUUGGGUUCCUGGCAAAAGAACACCAAACAGUCCAGACGUACACUUUAAGUUAUCAGCAAAUUCCUUUUGUCACUUUUUAAUGAAUCAGAUACGUCAGAUGGUCUCCUGUGAGAACCCGAUUGAGGAAGGCAGACCCCUUUUCUUUGGAGGAAGCUUGUAAAGUUAUCAAAGUACUGUAACUAAAAUUCAAGA